This is a messenger RNA of Cladocopium goreaui, 5091 nucleotides long. Lineage: Eukaryota; Dinophyceae; Suessiales; Symbiodiniaceae. The record is from the annotation of a GenBank genome assembly.
AUGGCAAUCUCCCAAAAAGCGGAUGAUCACAUCAAGAAGGUCAUGGGUUCCAGCUUGGGCCCCAUCCAGAAAUGGAAGAGCAUCAGGGACAUGCUCUUAGAUGCUGGCAUUGCAUAUUCCACAACAGCCAAGGCAUCAGCUUUCAUAGUCCAUCCCAAGAAUCGUUCAGGGGCUUUGAUCAGCCCCCAUGGGUGUCACAGAAAGGGCCUUCAAAUCAUGAAGGCUGGUGCUGACAUCUCCCUGUUGAAAAACAGUGUGGCCAUGGAGCUGAACCCCAGCAUGCAGGAGCGGGAGAAACAAGUCCAGCCUUUCUUGAAGCUGACUGAGUCCACACAGCUUCUCAGUCCUGUGCUGGGCACAGAAAGAUAUGCUUCUCUGAGUUCUGGCCAUACUUGCCAGUUCAUCAAGGCUUGCAUGCAUGGAUGCCACACUGAAGAAGAAGCUCUUGGUGGUGUCACAGGAAAAUUGGGCACCCAUGUGUGGGAACAUGAUCAUGACUUGAAGAAAAUGGUUGAAGUGGGCUGGGAAUGGGUGAUUCUCCCCCACACAUUGGAUGUGAAGUUCCCAAAGCUGGCUGAGUUGAUUCAGCAUGCCUUGAAUACACCGAACUCAGUCUUUGGCACCCAAUCAGAGUUUGAGCUAGCAGCCAGUAUAUGGGAAGUUGUUUCUAGCACUUCAUCCAAGGAGGUCAACUGGGAUGAGGUGUCCACCAGCAAUGGACAGCUCAUUGACUUUUUGAAUGUGUUCAGCAAAGAGUUUGGUGAAAGCGCAGUUCUUGGACAAGACUUCUUUUGUGCAGUCACUGAUGCUGUGAUCAGCCAGGAAGAUUUGUAUCCUUUCUUGAGAUGUGCCUUCAUGGCUGCAAACCUUACCUGUGGCAGAGCCAGGUGUGUUGAUGGUUUUGCCAGGCUACUGACCAAGUCUGACUUUGAAAAGUGCAAGUCCUCAAAGUUGAAGUUGAAGGUCAGUGAGAUUGAAGCUGUGUUGGGGACUAUGUGGCAGCAGGUGUGCCAAGCCAAUCCUGGUGACAAACACCACAGUUUCAAGGCUUUUGGGAAAGCCUGCAUCAGAUCAGUGCUGAUGUUGGUUGGCAAAUGGAAGCAAGGCAGGGAGAACAAAGAGUACAAGGACAUGGGUGAGAUCAAGGAUGCCUUCAAUGAUGACAUUGGGUCCAAACCUAGUGCAUCUCAGGCAUCAUCGUCUACUGGGACUUCCAUCAAUGCAGCCCAAGUCAGCAAGCCUGUUGGCUUGAAUGAUGCAAAAGACCCCAUGUUCUUGGCCAAGCAAUCCAUGGAGCUUGAAGUUGGGAAGUGUUACCAUCACAAGGACUGGAGUCAACAUGUGUGGCUUCUCACUGAGAUUCACUCUGAUCAUCUUGUCCUACAAGCGCAGGAGUUGUUUGGAAACGUGGGCAGCAAGAAAACAACCACAGUGAAGGCCACUGAGAUCACAAAGGAGCUCAAGCCAUCCAAGGCCAAAGCACCUGCUUGGUUGGAACCAUCUGUUGCAGCCUCCUUGCUCCCAGUGCUGGUGGGCAAAGAAGAAAAUGACAGGGCCUUCAUCUUUGGUGUCCUCUUUGGCAUGUGUAAGGCCUACAACAAGAAGGUGCUCAUUCAGGAUAGCCCAGUCAAGCAGAUUUGGUGUCCUGCCCAAGUCAACAAGGGUGAGCUGUUUCUCAUCCCCAUGACUGACAAAGUAGACAAGAUCACUUUGAAGCCACCAGGAAAAGUUUAUGCAAAGGUGCAGUAUGGAGGUGCUGACUGGUACAUUGCACCACCAAAGCUGUGGAAAUGCAAUGAUGGCAAGUGGUCUGGCAUGGUUGUUCCCUUUUGGGUGGUGCAUGGCAAUACCUCAAAGGAUAGCUGCAACAUGGCAAUGGAGAUGAAGGAUGUGAAAGGCAUGAAGGUGCAGGUGCUUGUCAACACCAAGCAGAUCCCUGCCAACUCUUUGUUGAUGAGCAUGGACAUGAACUGUAAGAGGCAGAACAGUGAACAGCAGGCACCUGCCAAGAGGCCAAAGGCCAACAGGAAAAGAUUGAUGCCUUGGAGUUGUGCUCAGAGUUGUUCAGAACCCAUGCUUGUCCAUGAGCACAUGCCCUCCAAGAUGCAUGAAUACACACCAAAUGAUGCUGAUGGCUGUUGUUGCUUCAUGUUUGCAUUGAAUCGCCAGCUUGGUCAUUUGGAGUACUGCAGCUUUGACAGCUUGAAAGCAUUCUUAGUUUUGCCAUUUCCUGCCAUGGAGGAUGCCAAGCUCUCUGUGCAGCAUUGCAUCACAAUUGAUAGUACCCAAAAAAGUUGGAAGAUCCCUGGCAAUUUCAUGAAGACUGGUGAUGAUGGCACCCAGUGGUUGCAGAUCAGGGCUUCUUCCUUUGGCCUAUGCAAUGUCAUGACCAAGGACAAGUUAGAUGCCAAGGCCAGGCCUACUUUGAGGGAGUCCAUGGGCUGCAAGAAACUGAUUGAGAAAAGGAAUGAGAUGGUUUUUGGUGCUGGGUCUUCUGGUGAUGCAUUGUUUGGAGAUGCCCCCCCCAAGAAAAAGCUCAAGGCUAAGGAGAAGAUCCCUGCUGAUGACAGCCUGGGCAUCCAUCUUGAUGAGGAAGGGCCUAGUGGCACAGCUAAUGCUGCAGCCACUCCUGGUGAAUCUCCUGGUAUUGCUGGGUGUGAUGAUGUGAAGCAACAUUUGCUGAACAGGUACAUUGAAACCCCAGCCAAGCUGAGUAUCACCAACACUGACAGCUUGGUCAUCCAUGGUACUUCUGAUUGCACUGAUGACGAGAAAGUAAUUGUUGGCAAGUAUUUCAAGGUUGGCAUGAAGGACCACAUGCCUAUCUUCAGGGCUCAGGACAAAAGGGAUGAGUUGAGUGUGUCAAGCAUCUUCUUUAUUUGGUGGGAUGCUUUGAACAAACUGUGGUUUGUCAGUUUCAUGCCAGUUAUUGAUACUGGACGUGAUUCUGAUGAAUGGACACCAGCCUAUGUUCAUGCUGCAAUCUCUGAAGAUCUCUCUCAAGUAUGGUGCCCAUGGAACAAUGAAACACCAUGCAGCCUGAAAGUUUCCCUUGGCUUUGAGUUUGCACAUGAGAAGUAUCUUGACAUGAAGCGCAAGCUAGAGAUGUGGCAAGAUUGGUGGCAUGCAGGUGGACAAAAUGAGUUGCAUGAUGUGCCUCCUGAGUAUCCACCGCCACCUCCUAAGGCUGGUGGUGUGAAGAGGCAAGCCCCACCUCUUGAACCACCUGCAUGGAGGGAAAGGGGUAUCUGCCAGCCACCACCUCCACCACCUGUACCAACUGGCUCUGAAGGUUCUAAAGGUUCAAAGGGUUCCAAGGGAGCAGGCAAGGGUGAAGAAGGAGAGCAGCAUGUUCUGAGUUACAGCUGGAAGUCAAGGGCUGUGGCAUUGGUGGGUGCUCUUGAGAUGAACCUUCCUCAAAGGUUCAAAGAGAAUCCUCAGUUCGACAGUAUGUUGCGCAUGCACAAGGAGACAGAUGUGGAGGAGUCCAUCAUGAAUUGCAAGGGCUUGGGUCUGAUGAAUGAUCGCAUUUUUCAGGUAGACUUGCUGGCCUUGUGGUGUGUAGUUGCUAUACUUUGUAGUGCUGCCAUGUGGUCAGUUGAUGAUAUUUGCAAAGAGCUUGCAGAUAUUGCACAGCUCAUAGCUGGCAAGAAAUCUGAUGAUCCAUUUUGCCAAGCUUUGAUCCAGACAUCCUGCUCCAAGAUCAAGGGGCUGGUGGUGCUUGCUCCCUGUGAUGCCUUGAAGAUCAAGAAUGCUGCAAUGGUGCUUGGUGAUGAUUUCACCAAUGCCAUUUGGGCUUGUUUGGAGAAAAGGCUGACUUCUGUUGGGUCUGAGCUGGGCACCCCCCAAGGGCCUCAGGGGAUGUCUGUGUGCACCAAGCCACAGACCCUCCUGCACCCCUUCAACUACAUGACAGCUGCUGACUGGAAAGAGUUGGAGCAUCAGGAAACUUCAUGGGCUAGAAAGCAAACCAUUGUUGCCCUCAGGCUGAAACUACUUGGAAUAGUGAGCAUGUCUGAGAAAACAAUGAAGUCUUGCCUGGCAUUGCUGGCAUGCACACUCACUGUGGUACCUGAUGAGAAAAUGAUGUACUCCAUGCUGCAAGAGUUCAAAGCAACUUUUGCAAGUACCAGCUGUGCUGUGCAAUUUAGCAAUCUCACCAUGUACCCAGAGAAUGCCAGUGAUCUUCCCCAAAAUGUUUUCCAGGCUGCCUUUGGGUCAGAGCAACCAUGUCCCAAAGUCAUUGACAAGUUCAACCUGGUGGCCAGAAAGGUUAUCCUGAGGAAUACUUCCAAGCACAUGAGGGGCACUGGUGGCAAGUGUGCUGAUCAACACCAAGCUUCAGCAGGAAGCAGUUUGUCACAUGGCAUGGGCAUGAAUGAUAUGAUGAGCAAUCCAAUGCUGCACAUGUUCAACAUGAUGUGCAACAAACUCAUGGGCAUGAACAGCCCUGGAGAUGUGCAUGGGCAUUCGCAGAAUCAGCAAGGGAAAGGUGGCCAAGUGACCUUGCAUAAUUUCAAGCCAAAGACCUUGCUUGCUUUGGGCGAUGUGCCAGGGCCUGAUCCUGCCAACACAGAAUCCAAGUUGGCUUUGCCAUGUCCUGCACCUGAAACUGAGCAAGCUGCUGCAACACCUGUUCCUUCUACCCAGACCCAGAAGGGCGAGUCCCAUGAGGAACUUGCAGAGCAUGAUUCUGAACCAGACUAUGAGCAAGCAGCAUUUGAUGCCUUGAAAGCAAGGAAUGCUUUCCAAAAGGUUGCAAAAACAAAGGGCAAGGGGAAGGGCAAGGCCAAGGCCAAGGCAAAGGCUAAGACCAAGCCUCAUGCCAAGGCCAAGGCCAAAGCUGCUACCACCAAGAGAUCUUCCACUUCCAGCUCAUCCAGUGCCAAAAAGAUGAAGAAGUUGGACUACAAGGUGCCACCCCCUUCUGAAGCCCAGCUUCAGAGCACUCCCAGGAACUACUAUAACAAGCACUACCACAAGUGCAAAGAACUUGCCAUCAACUGUGGCUACUCAGACACUGAGGCAAAGGAGUUUGCGAAGAAAGCCAGGGCCACUGCUGUGGAGCUUUGGGAUAAGCAAUUGAGCUGA